GUAGAGGAGGAGGAGAGGACCAGUGAGGCAGAGGAGGAGGAGGCUAGUGCACCGAACGGGACUCCGCGUAAAUAAACGGCACAGCAGCAAAGCGCUCCGCGGAGGGGGAGCUGAAGAGCCGGAGCACACCGGGCUUCGCGUGUCGCAUCGAACAGGAACAGUCCGCUGCGGGGGCUGGGGGGGACGUCAAUAGAGCCGUCUUUUGAACUGGUUCACCAGGAUAACGGAAGACUGAAGAAAAACCCCAUAGGAGGAAGAAGCAGACGUCCACCCAGAGAGGAAGCGGAGCGAGGGUAUUUGGGUUCCUCUGUUGUGGAAGUGCCCUCAGUCUCUGGUUAGCAGCAGAGGGGCAAGGGCAGACCACAGUGACCCACGAUGAUGAUGGAGAUGAGGAGUUUGGAAGCAGCGCUGCUGGUGUUGAUCCUGGGACACCUCGUCUCUGCUCUGGAGGUCCCACUAGACCUGGCACAGCCUCCAACAAUAACUCACCAGUCCCCAAAGGACUACAUCGUGGAUCCUCGGGAGAAUAUUAUAAUUCACUGUGAGGCGAAGGGGAAGCCGCAUCCCAGCUUCUCCUGGACGAGAAAUGGGACCCACUUUGACGUUGAACUGGACGAAAGUGUCACCAUGAGGCCUCACUCUGGGACCCUGAUGGUGGACAUCACCAGAGCAAGACCUGAACAUUAUGAGGGAGUGUUUCAGUGCACGGCGAGGAACAAACACGGAUCUGCUGUGUCCAACAAUAUCGUCGUCAGACAGUCAAUUGCGUAUUUCUUCCUAAGACGGCUUAUUGAAGAGUCCCCCUUGUGGUCAAAGGAGAAAAACAAACCAAUCGUGGUUCAGGAGGGCGUCUCCUUGGUGCUGCCAUGCCGACCCCCAGCAGGACUUCCACCUCCCAUCAUAUUCUGGAUGGACAACAACUUCCAGAAGUUACCUCAGAGUAAGAGGGUGUCCCAGUCCUUGAAUGGCGAUCUGUACUUCUCCAACGUUCGCCGAGAGGAUUCCAGGAACGACUACAUCUGCUACGCUCGCUUCACGCACACACAAACCAUCCAGCAGAAACAGCCCAUCACUGUCAAAGUGCUCAACCUGGAUGCAAUCAAUGAAACAAUGGCAGAUUAUUAUAAUGACACUGAAUUGUUAAAUGAGGCCCCAGUGGAUGAAAGGAAGCCAACCUUCCUCAUCCCAUCUGGCCACUCAAGCUACAAGAUGGUGCUGAGGGGGCACGUACUGGAGAUGGAGUGCAUUGCCGAAGGACUGCCCACCCCUGAGGUAUCCUGGACCAAAGUGAGCGGAGAUCUACCCAGCAGGCGCACGUCCUUCCUUCACUUCAACAAGACCCUCCGGAUUGUGAACGUGUCUGAAUCGGACGAGGGAGAAUACAGUUGCACAGCCAAGAACCUGCUCGGCUCUGCGCACCAUAUCAUUACCGUCGAGGUCAAAGCUGCCCCUUAUUGGAUCAGUGGACCUCCAAAGAAUCUUGUUCUGGCUCCAGGAGAGAAUGGAGCGCUGACCUGCAGGGCCAGCGGCACACCCAAACCCUCCAUCAUAUGGUCAAUGAAUGGUGACCGCAUAGAGAAUUUACCUGCAGAUAUUAGCAGAAAAGUGGAGGACGACACAAUCAUCUUCACUGACGUUCAGGUUGGAUCCAGCGCUGUGUACCAGUGCAACAUCUCAAACCCGUAUGGUUACCUCCUCUCCAACGCUUUCGUCAACGUCCUCCAUGAGUCACCCAGAGUGCUGACGCCAGCCAAUAAGAUCUACCAGGUCAUCGAAAAUCGCCCAGCCCUCAUGGACUGCUCCUCUUUUGGGUCACCCAUUCCCAAAAUUGAGUGGUUUAAAGACAGCAGAGCCAGCACCCUGAAUGGAGACCCUUACAUCCUGCAUGACAAUGGUACUUUGGAGAUUCAAGUAGCUCAGUCGCAGCACAAAGGCAAAUACACCUGCAUUGCCAGGAACUCGCUUGGAGCCUCUGAGAACCACGUUUACCUGCAUAUAAAAGAGCCCACCCGUAUCCUAAAGCAACCGGUCGACAUGGUGGUCCAAAGAGGCCGAUCUGUGACGUUCGAGUGUACAAUAAAACACGACAAGGAUCUUUUACCCUCUUUGAUUUGGCUUAAAGAUGAUGAGGAGCUUCCUGACGAUGAGCGAUUCAUUGUGGAGUCCAACAGCCUGUCUACUUCUGAUGUGUCACAGAGAGAAUGGCUCAGAGAUCAUGGGGAGCUGCCUGUAGAUGAUCGAUUCAUCAUAGAGUUCAACAGCUUGUACAUCACUGAUGUGUCGGAGAGCGAUGCAGGCGUGUACACAUGCUACGUCAACACCACUCUGGACCAAGACUCGGUCACUGCUGAGCUGACUGUUGUCGAGACCACCCCAGCUCCAGCUGUCACCCACGGGCGACCCGAACCCCCCACAGACCUGGAGUUGACAGACCAGAAAAAGAGGAGCGUUCAGCUUACUUGGAUCCCUGGGGAGGAACAUAACAGCCCUAUUCAGGAAUUUGUAAUCCAGUAUGAAGACUCACUGCACCACCAAGGUCACUGGCAUGACAUCGCGCGGGUUCCCGGGACCAAGACAACGGCUCAUCUCAAGCUUUCUCCAUAUGUCCACUACACAUUCAGAGUGUUGGCCCGUAACGCUGUGGGUCUGAGCGCGCCUAGCAGCCCAUCUCGAAUGUAUAAAACUGAGCCUGCAGCUCCUGACCAGAACCCAAAACAUGUACAUGGAUCUGGAAAUAAACAUAACAAUCUUGUUAUCACCUGGGAGCCUCUGUCAGGCCUUCAGUCCAACGGUCCUGGGCUUUAUUAUAAAGUGAGUUGGAGGCAGAAGAGGCCAGGCAGCGACUGGAUAACAGCCACUACCAACAACUCCAUGUAUACCGUAUCUGAAAUACCCACAUUUAGUCCAUUUGAGAUAAAGGUCCAGGCUGUAAACAACCACGGAGAUGGACCAGAGCCCGUUGUUGCUAUCGGCUACUCAGGAGAAGAUUUGCCAGCAGCAGCUCCAGCAAAUGUUCACGCUGUAGCGCUAAACAGCACCUUGGCUCGGGUUCGCUGGGACCCUGUGCCUCCUCAUUUAAUACGAGGGCAGAUCCAAGGAUACAAGGUUCAUUACUCGAGGACACACAACCCUCAUAAACACAGCCCCCAUCACACAGAGAAGCAUGUGCUCACCUUUAGUGGGAACCACAGCCAGGGCCUGCUGCCCGGGUUGCACCCGUUCAGCCACUAUUCUUUUUAUGUCAGCGUCUUCAAUAAGAAAGGAGAGGGUCCCAAAAGUGAAAAGCAGGAGUUUAAGACACCUGAAGGAGAGCCUGGGCCACCCGCCUCGCUGUCUGUCACAAACCCAAGCCUAGAUUCACUAACCCUCGAAUGGAGUCCUCCUCAUGAACAUAAUGGCCUCAUCACUGGCUACAAUCUGAGAUAUCAGCCAGUCAAUAACUCCAAUGAGCUUGGCCCAGAAGAGGAGCUGGCCCUGGCUGCCAAUGAGACCUCAGUCACUUUGCAAAACCUCAAGUACAGCCCACGCUACAAGUUUUAUUUGAAUGCGAGAACAAGCUUUGGAGCGGGCCCAGCCAUUUCUCAGGAGGCUGUCGUCAAGCAGGAUGAAGGAGGCACCCAAACCUCUCAUCCCGUUGCAGGGUUUCCUCCACGGCGUCCGAUGCACAAGGCCCGGCCUAUGAGUCUUUUUGCGAAUGUUAGCUCCUCGGUUGAAGAAGAUGGAACCCUGAUCAGUUGGGAGUACUGGGGUCCAGAGAAAAAUGUUUAUGUAGAGUACAUUGCAGAAAACAGUGAAGGUGAAGAGGAGUGGCAAAAAGAGCUUGUGAACGGCUCUCAGAACGUUAAGCUGAAAGGUCUAAAGGUGGGCCUCUCCUAUAGGGUACGUGUGGUGGCUAAGGGUCACCACGAGCAGCCGCUCCACUCCGAGGAGCUGUUUGUCACGGUCCCAGCUGUGACGAGCAGACAGGUAGACAUCGCCACUCAGGGAUGGUUCAUUGGCCUCAUGUGCGCCAUCGCCCUGCUCAUCCUGAUCCUUCUCAUUAUCUGCUUCAUUCAGAGGAAUAAAGGAGGAAAAUACCCCGUCAAAGAAAAGGAGGAUGCACACACAGACCCGGAGUUCCAGCCAAUGAAAGAUGAUGACUGUACUUUUGUGGAAUACAGUGACAAUGAGGACCAUAAACUGGUAAAAGAGAGCCGCACGCCGUCUAACGGGACGGUUAAGAGAGACGACAGUGACGACAGCUUAGUUGACUACGGGGAAGGCGGAGACGGACAGUUCAACGAGGACGGCUCCUUUAUUGGCCAGUAUAGUGGAAAGAGUUCCAGCAGGGACAAUGCUGAGGGCCCUGAGAGCUCAGGGGCCCCAUCCCCGAUUAACGCCAUGAACUCCUUGAACUCUUUUGUGUAGCGGUGUGGUGUGCUUGCUGCAUCCCGACAAUGGCAGAAUCGCCAUUUAGCAUGGGGAUUUGGGUUUGGGGGUCUCACGACUCUGCAUGGCUUCAUAAUCACACACCUCUGAGGCACAAGAAACAUAGAAAGACUGAUUUUUUUUUUUUUACUUGGAAAUCUUCCUGACGACGGGCUUAGUAGCUGAAUUGUAUGAUUCUGAUUUGACAAUACGUGCUUUUUCUUUAAGACAUAUAUUAUUAAUACUUUGACAUUAACUCAUAUUGCAUCUUUCAAUAGGCCUCACAUGAGCAAUACAGUGCUUUUCUGGCAUACAUAUGUUGGUUUUGACAUUUUUUUUCACUGAAGCAGUGUUAAAUGUCAACAGCUAACAUGCAUAUUUCCAACUGAGAGCAGGACGUUGCUGUUACGUAGUGCACUGAUAUAAUGCAUGUGCUGCAAUUAUUCAGUUUUCAAAUGCAUUUACAAUCCCACUGGCAGAACAUGCACACCUGCUAGGUGAUAUAACCGAACCAUACAGAAGGUGCAGUUCCUUGCAAAAGUAUUCAUAUCCCCCCAUUACAAGGCCAAACUUAUGUGUAUUUUAUUGGGAUUUUAUGUAACACACAAACUGGUACUUGUGUGAGUAUAUAGUUGAUAUUGUUCAUAGGGACACGUUCAUGAUUUUCUCACUUUUUUUGCAAAGAAGAAUCUGAAAAGUGUGACUUGCAUUUUUGAGUCCGACCUUUUUUGGAUCACCUUUGGAUCAUCUGCAAGUAUUUUGGGGCAUGUCUGCAUUAGAGGAAACUCAGAUUAAAUUGAGAGCAUCUCUAAACAGCAGUUUGUAAGAUCUAAAUUUAGUUCUUCAUUUGGAUUCCAUCAGCUUCACUGUUCGUACAAUACGAUGCUGCCAAUACCAUACCAGUACCAGAGCUAUGGAUCUCUGGGAUUCCUUAAGAGUUUGUAAGUUCCUCUUGGCUCAUUAUCUGAUCAGUAGCUGCCUUGCCUACAUUGUAGGUAGAUGGUAAUGAGAAGAUGGAAAUAUGAAAGUGUGCUAUGUUCUUUUUUUUUUUUUCAAGUGAUGUAUUGAGCAGCUCUCCAGGAAAUGUUCAAAACUUUGGAUAUUGUUUUCCAACCUAAACGUGCUUUAAGCUUCUCCAUGAUUUCAUCCCAGGCCUUUCUGCUCUGUUCUUUGUAUUUUAUGAUCUUGUUUGUUCAUUAAUGUUCUCUAGAAAACAUGCAAACAGUUAGAUUUGUACAGAAAUUAAAUCUUACCGAGAUGUUGUGACGUGUAAAAGUUGUACUGGUUUUUAAUUGAGAACAAAUGAACGGCUGUAUGCUGAUCUAUCAUAAAAUCUCCAUUAAAUAUACUGAAGUCUGCGAUUGUAAAAGAAGAAGCAGCUCAAGAGGGAUGAAUACUUUUUCAAGUUGGGUGCUGACAGCUCCUCCUUUGUCACUUCUUUAAUCUGCCCCUGCAAAUGUAGAAAUUGAAAUGCAGCUGUUGGAUGUGUCAUGCCAUCUUUAUAUUAUUUUUCUUCCCCCUGCAUGUGACCUCAUGAUUUCUUUAGCUCAAUCUGAAGAUCAGACGUGAAUGCUGAAGGUCCAGCAGCUCGGAGGGGUUCCUUCAGCAGGCAGUGCCUUUCUAAAGCAGUGACUCAGUUCUGAAGACUCUCAUUGGAGUUUAAUUACUACAGUGAAGACAGUAAUGGGAUUUGCAAGAGUCACGUCAUAAAUUCACUCCUAACGUUGCUCUGACAUGCAGAACCGGCUUUGUUUCUUUAUUGGGAUCGGAUCGAAACAUUGUUAAAGCUUCUUGUGGCGCAUCAGAGAUGCUAUUGAUUGUAUUUCUUCAAUGUUUAAAUGUAUAUGGAUUUGUGUGUGAAUGUGUGUGUGUGAGUGUUUGUGGAUGCCUGACAUUCAGUUUCAUUGAGGCAAACAUUGUUCAAAUGUACUAACUACACUUGAGGGCCUUUGGAUGGAAUCAAGAUUUUCUUUUUCUUAACUUGCAUCAAGUUUUAUUUUUAAAACAUUUAGUUGAUGAGUAUUUGACGACUGUGUAAAUACGUCAAUUGAUUGUACAGGGACAAGCAGAAUAUGAGUGGCAAUAUUGUGCAUGAUGUGGUUUUAUUUGUUAAUUUGACUAUAAUAAAUAUAGACAACUAUAGACUAGAGAAUAUAUAUACAGCCUCAAAUGUUUCAUUUUUUAUUAUUAUUGUUUCUGUGCAACUUGUAAAUUGUAAUUAACUAACGGGACUGAAAUUUUCUUAUGAAUAAUGUGUCUUUCUGUUCUAAUACUCAAUGCAUCAUAAUGCACAGGCUGAUAUUCUGAUUUGAACUGGUUGUAAUGGUUUCUAUUGUAAUCCCGUAGGAAUUGAUUCACUUUGUUUUCAAGUAUCUCAGAUGUUUUGUAUUUUAGAGCCAGAUUUGUACUAACAAAUGAUUUCAUUUCAGCUAUUUAAGUUUUUAUUCUCUUCAUUGCUGGUUUGACUUUCCGCCUACGGGAAAUAUGAUGCAUAAAUAAAGCACCUGCUUUAAAUUGUCCGACUGGAACUUCCUUGAGUGAAGUGAACAACUUUAAUCGGUCCAGAGACACAGCAGAGAACCUGUUGAGCUUUAAAAAUAUUAAUUAUACAGCCAAGAAGACACUUUUCAGUACCCUUCUAUGACUGCACAAAAACCCACCUAUCAAUGAAGAAAAUUCUAACAGUUUUUGGCAACUAUGAUUGUUCUUUUUAUAUGCUUCUGAUCAUCGGUUCAGUUGUAAAUAAAGAUGGAUGUUUUUGGCAACAUA
Messenger RNA from Poeciliopsis prolifica (blackstripe livebearer), 7176 nucleotides. Its product is annotated as neuronal cell adhesion molecule-like. The transcript is spliced from 34 exons. NCBI's taxonomy places the organism in Eukaryota, Metazoa, Chordata, Actinopteri, Cyprinodontiformes, Poeciliidae. Gene Ontology annotation, biological process: cell-cell adhesion; axon guidance. Gene Ontology annotation, molecular function: protein binding. The record is from RefSeq and is a predicted model, not a curated record. Gene Ontology annotation, cellular component: axon; plasma membrane. The coding region runs from base 376 to 4407 and encodes 1343 amino acids.